Messenger RNA from Eriocheir sinensis (Chinese mitten crab), 556 nucleotides. RefSeq names its product glia maturation factor gamma-like (gene GMF). The coding region runs from base 108 to 527 and encodes 139 amino acids. The transcript has 4 exons. Gene Ontology annotation, cellular component: actin cortical patch. The record is from RefSeq and is a predicted model, not a curated record. Lineage: Eukaryota; Metazoa; Arthropoda; Malacostraca; Decapoda; Varunidae. Gene Ontology annotation, molecular function: actin binding; Arp2/3 complex binding. Gene Ontology annotation, biological process: actin filament debranching; negative regulation of Arp2/3 complex-mediated actin nucleation.
CCCGCCCCGCCCCGCCCCGUCCCGCCCCGCCCCAGGCACUGAUAAGGCGCACACCAGGCUGACGAGGAGGACCCGCUGCUGAAGGAAGGCUGUUUGGACUUGAGACAAUGAGUGUUCCGCUGUGUACGAUCGACCCGGGGCUGAAGGAGUUGAUGCGUAAAUUCCGCUUCCGCCGUGCCACGACCAACGCAGCCAUCAUCAUGAAGGUCAACCAGGCAGCCUCGGAGAUCGUUCUGGAGGAGGAGUUGGAAGACCUGGAAGAUGUGGAUGCACUCCGCUCAUCCAUCCCGGACACUCAACCGCGCUAUGUUCUCUUCUCCUGGCGGAUAGAGCAUGCGGAUGGCCGGGUGUCUUUCCCAAUGGCCUUCAUCUUUACCACACCCCGAGACUCCCAGCCGAAGCUCCAGAUGAUGUACGCCGGGAGCUACAGCCACGUCGUCAAGGAGUGUGAGUUGACCAAGGUGUUCCAGAUACGGGAUUUGGACGAGCUUGACGAAGAGUGGAUUCAGACCAACCUCGUAAAGUGAUGUGUGUGUGUGUGUGUGUGUGUGUGUGU